Messenger RNA from Aspergillus sclerotioniger CBS 115572, 1717 nucleotides. RefSeq lists its product as uncharacterized. The transcript has a single exon. NCBI's taxonomy places the organism in Eukaryota, Fungi, Ascomycota, Eurotiomycetes, Eurotiales, Aspergillaceae. Gene Ontology annotation, molecular function: hydrolase activity, acting on carbon-nitrogen (but not peptide) bonds. Bases 1 to 1335 code for a protein of 444 amino acids. The record is from RefSeq and is a predicted model, not a curated record.
AUGGCAUCCGCAUCAGAUAUCCAACCUUGGCUCCGUUCACCCCCUCGGGCCUAUCUCCUCUCCAAGGCCUGCAUUGUCGAUGUGGGAACUGGCAGCAUCAAGAAAGACCACUAUGUGGUGAUCAGCGCGGGGAGGAUUGCGGCAGUCUUAUCCACUCCGCCCGACAAGCUGCCGACCGACUGCCUGACCGUCGAUUGCCAGGGCCGGUACAUCUGUCCCGGAUUAUUUGAUGCACAUGUGCAUUUUGUCGCCGUGCCCGGGUUUCAAAACCUCUCCAUGGCAUUUGGCAAUUUCAACGACGUGUCCCUCCUGCGACAGCCGUAUGUGGCCACCCAGAUGCUCCACCGCGGCUUCACCAGCGUGCGGGACUGCGGGGGUGCCCAACUGGCCUUCAAACAGGCCAUCGAAGACGGCGUGUUUCCUGGCCCACGGCUGUUCAUCGCCGGUCAUGCCCUGUCGCAAUCAGGGGGGCACGGAGAUAUUCGCAGCGCCCACGACCACGUACAAUGUUGUGGAGGACAUACCAAUGGCCUCGGGCGCAUUUGCAACGGCGUCCCGGAAUGCAUGACGGCCGUCCGGGAGGAGAUUCGUUCGGGCGCUGAUUUCAUUAAGAUCAUGGGCUCCGGGGGUGUUUCAACCCCGACAGACCGGUUGGAUCAACUGCAGUUCACUGGGUCGGAGAUCCGGGCCAUGGUGGAAUGUGCCGAUAACGCCGGCACCUAUGUGACCGCACAUGCCUAUACCCCGAAAGCCAUCAUGCAUUGUAUCGAAAAUGGCGUCAAAGGGAUCGAACACGGCAAUUUCAUCACCGAGGAGGUCGCGGACAUCAUGGCUGCCCGGGGCAUCUACUUGACCCCGACCCUGAUAUCCUACGCCGAGAUGGAUUCGGCUCGUUGGCGAGGCUAUCUGCCCGCCAAUGGCCAGGCCAAGAACACCGAAGUUCUGACCGCCGGCCUGCGCAGCCUCAAAAUCGCAUCCGACGCGGGCGUGACCAUCUGCUACGGAAGCGAUCUACUUGGUCCUCUGGGUUUGGCACAGACGGGGGAGUUUGCGCUCAGGGCCCAGAUUCUCAGUCCGCUGGCCGUUCUACAGAGCGCAACCAUCAACCCAGCCAAGAUGGUGGGGCAACAAGGAUUGAUCGGUCAGAUCAAGGAGGGAUUUUGGGCGGACAUCCUUGUCCUCAAUAGGAACCCGUUAGAAGAUGUUACCAUCUUUGAUCGGCCGGAGGAUUGUGUCCUCGGAGUGAUGAAGGAGGGCCGGGUGUAUAAGAGCCGCUGGGAGGGCCUGAAGGAGGAUGCCGACAUCCCGGUGCGAUUGACCCCAUCAAGGCAAUAGGAUUAUCGGCUCAUUGUCUCUAUAUUUCACCCUGAAUGAGUCAGGGCAAUCGCGGUAUGUAAGAGUCUCGUUAUGUAACACAUUUAAGGCACAAACGGUCGGUUCUACGGCUGUUCCGCUGAGAUCUGAUCCUCCAUCAGUUUUAACAAAGCUCCUUCGACAUCUUCCUGCCCCAUAAACACCUCCACCACUCUCAACCCGCUUCCCUUUUGAAUGCGAUCAUCCUCCAGGAUUCUGUCAAGCUCGGCGUAGGUUCUUGCGCUGAAACUGUUGGCAGAUUGCUCCUCUGUACCCCCAAAGAAGGCGAUAGUGUGCUGGUGUCUCCAGGAAGCGAUGUCAUUGUAGGACUGCUUCCUUCCAUGGAUUGCACGCUCGAUAGUAU